Molecule: messenger RNA, 3809 nt
Organism: Canis lupus familiaris (dog)
Lineage: Eukaryota; Metazoa; Chordata; Mammalia; Carnivora; Canidae
Gene: MYO1F
Product: myosin IF
Biological process (GO): vesicle transport along actin filament; actin filament organization
Cellular component (GO): microvillus; actin cytoskeleton; cytoplasm
Molecular function (GO): actin filament binding; ATP binding; microfilament motor activity
Source: RefSeq, a predicted model, not a curated record
GGGGCUGUUGUAAGAGGAACUAGGCCUGGGAGUCUGGUGCAGGAGCAGGAGCAGGAGCAGGGCCAUGCCCGAGCCACCCCCCAGAAGAGCCUGAGCCUAUACCCCUGCCACCACGACCCAUCCGGGCACUCCCCCAGGGGCCUGACACAACCACCAUGGGCAGCAAGGAGCGCUUCCACUGGCAGAGCCACAACGUGAAGCAGAGCGGUGUGGACGACAUGGUGCUGCUGCCCCAGAUCACCGAGGACGCCAUCGUGGGCAACCUCCGCAAGCGCUUCAUGGACGACUAUAUCUUUACCUACAUCGGCUCUGUGCUCAUCUCCGUAAACCCCUUCAAGCAGAUGCCUUACUUCACUGACCGGGAGAUCGACCUCUACCAGGGCGCGGCCCAGUACGAGAAUCCCCCACACAUCUACGCCCUCACAGACAACAUGUACCGGAACAUGCUCAUCGACUGUGAGAACCAGUGUGUCAUCAUCAGUGGAGAGAGUGGAGCUGGGAAGACAGUGGCAGCCAAAUACAUCAUGGGCUACAUCUCCAAGGUGUCUGGUGGAGGCGAGAAAGUCCAGCACGUGAAGGAUAUCAUCCUGCAAUCAAACCCACUGCUAGAGGCCUUCGGCAAUGCCAAGACCGUGCGCAACAACAAUUCCAGCCGCUUUGGCAAGUACUUUGAGAUCCAGUUCAGCCGCGGCGGGGAGCCAGAUGGGGGCAAGAUCUCCAACUUCCUGCUGGAGAAAUCCCGAGUGGUCAUGCAGAAUGAAAACGAGAGGAACUUCCACAUCUACUAUCAGCUGCUGGAAGGAGCCUCCCAGGAGCAGCGGCAGAACCUGGGGCUCAUGACCCCCGACUACUAUUACUACCUCCAAUCGGACACCUACAAGGUGGAUGGCACGGAUGACCAGAGCGACUUCAGCGAGACUUUGAACGCCAUGCAGGUCAUCGGGAUCCCCCCCAACGUCCAGCAGCUGGUCCUGCAGCUUGUGGCGGGAAUCCUGCACUUGGGAAACAUCAGCUUCUGCGAAGAUGGGAAUUACGCCCGGGUGGAGAGUGUGGACCUGCUGGCCUUCCCCGCCUACCUGCUGGGCAUCGACAGCACACGGCUGCAGGAGAAGCUCACCAGCCGCAAGAUGGACAGUCGCUGGGGCGGACGCAGUGAGUCCAUCGAUGUGACCCUCAACGUGGAACAGGCGGCCUACACCCGCGAUGCCCUGGCCAAGGGGCUCUACGCCCGUCUCUUUGACUUUCUCGUGGAGGCCAUCAACCGCGCCAUGCAGAAGCCCCAGGAGGAGUACAGUAUUGGUGUGCUUGACAUUUAUGGCUUCGAGAUCUUCCAGAAAAACGGUUUUGAGCAGUUCUGUAUCAACUUUGUCAACGAGAAGCUGCAGCAGAUCUUCAUCGAGCUCACCCUGAAAGCUGAGCAGGAGGAGUAUGUACAGGAGGGCAUCCGCUGGACCCCCAUCCAGUACUUCAACAACAAAAUCGUCUGUGACCUCAUUGAAAACAAGCUGAGCCCCCCAGGUAUCAUGAGCGUCCUGGAUGAUGUGUGUGCCACCAUGCAUGCCACGGGUGGCGGCGCUGACCAGACCCUGCUGCAGAAGCUGCAGGCGGCAGUGGGCACCCAUGAGCACUUCAACAGCUGGAGCUCCGGCUUUGUCAUCCACCACUACGCUGGCAAGGUCUCCUACGACGUUAACGGAUUCUGUGAGAGGAACCGGGACGUUCUCUUCUCUGAUCUCAUAGAGCUGAUGCAGACCAGUGAGCAGGCCUUCCUCCGGAUGCUCUUCCCUGAGAAGCUGGAUGUAGACAAGAAGGGCCGCCCCAGCACUGCUGGCUCCAAGAUCAAAAAACAAGCCAAUGACCUGGUGGCCACGCUGAAGAGAUGUACACCCCACUAUAUCCGCUGCAUCAAACCCAAUGAGACCAAGAAGCCCCGUGACUGGGAAGAGAGCAGGGUCAAGCACCAGGUAGAGUAUCUGGGCCUCAAGGAAAACAUCAGGGUGCGCCGCGCUGGCUUCGCCUACCGCCGCCAGUUCUCCAAGUUCCUGCAGAGGUACGCCAUCCUGACCCCUGAGACGUGGCCACAGUGGCGAGGGGACGAGCGCCAGGGGGUCCAGCACCUGCUUCGGGCAGUCAACAUGGAUCCAGACCAGUACCAGAUGGGGAGCACCAAGGUCUUUGUCAAGAACCCCGAGUCACUCUUCCUUCUGGAGGAGAUGCGAGAGCGCAAGUUCGAUGGCUUUGCCCGCACCAUCCAGAAGGCCUGGAGGCGCCACGUGGCUGUCCGGAAGUAUGAGGAGAUGCGGGAGGAAGCUUCCAACAUCCUGCUGAACAAGAAGGAGCGGAGACGCAACAGCAUCAAUCGGAACUUCGUCGGGGACUACCUGGGGCUGGAGGAGCGGCCAGAGCUGCGUCAGUUCCUGGGCAAGAGGGAACGCGUGGACUUCGCUGACUCGGUCACCAAGUACGACCGCCGCUUCAAGCCCAUCAAGAGGGACUUGAUCCUGACGCCCAAGUGUGUGUAUAUGAUCGGCCGGGAGAAGGUGAAGAAGGGACCAGAGAAGGGCCAGGUGCGUGAGAUCCUGAAGAAGAAGCUGGAGAUCCAGACCCUUCGGGGAGUUUCCCUCAGCACGCGGCAGGACGACUUCUUCAUCCUCCAAGAAGACGCCGCCGACAGCUUCCUGGAGAGCAUCUUCAAGACCGAGUUCAUCAGCCUCCUGAGCAAGCGCUUCGAGGAGGUGGCGCGGAGGGCCCUGCCCCUCACCUUCAGCGACACACUACAGUUCCGGGUGAAGAAGGAGGGCUGGGGCGGAGGCGGCACCCGCAGCGUCACUUUCUCCCGCGGCUCCGGCGACUUGGCGGUGCUCAAGGCGAGCGGCCGGGCGCUCACAGUCAGCGUGGGCGACGGGCUGCCCAAGAGCUCCAAGCCUACAAGGAAGGGAAUGGCCCAGGGAAAACCUCGAAGAUCAGCCCAGGUCCCUGCCCGGGCAGCCCCUGGACCUCCCAGAGGCCUGAACCACAAUGGGGUGCCCCCUUCUGGCAGAAGGGGGCCCCUGCCCCUGGAGAUCACAUCUGGAGGGGGCUCCCAGCAGCCUCUCCGAGGCCCUCCAUCCGGGGCCCUGAGGGCCAGCAGACGGCCCCGGGCACGGCCCCCCUCAGAGCACAACACAGAAUUCCUCAACGUGCCUGACCAGGGUGUGGCCGGCAUGCAGAGGAAGCGCAGCGUGGGGCAGCGACCGGUGCCAGGAGUGGGCCGACCCAAGCCCCAGCCCCGGACGCACGGCCCGCGGUGCCGGGCGCUGUACCAGUAUGUGGGCCAAGAUGUGGACGAGCUGAGCUUCAAUGUGAACGAGGUCAUCGAGAUCAUCUUGGAAGAUGCCUCGGGCUGGUGGAAAGGCCGGCUGCAUGGCCAGGAGGGCCUCUUCCCAGGAAACUACGUGGAGAAGAUCUGAGAGGGGGCCCGGGUUCGCCUCCUGCCUGCCUGCCUGUCAGGGAGCCAGGCCCUGCCAGCGGGGGCCUCAUUCUCCUUGGCCGCAUUAGCCAGAAGGUCCAGUCCUGUGGCCUCCAGCCCAGGCCCUGGGUCUGGGGGUCACCACCGCAGCCAUCCCAGGGCCCUGGCCUCCCCCAUGUCACAUGCAUUGCCUCCUGUGCCAAACAGGACUAACAGCAGGAUCUACCUCCCAAGCUGCCUCAUGAGUAUAAUUGAGUUGUGUCCUGUCCGCAAAGUGCCAAGCACAGUUGGGGGCACCUUAACAAGUGAGACCUCCCUCCUUCUGUCAUCACUGAGGCAGUAAACCUUUGCCAGGCGAAAG